This is a messenger RNA of Pneumocystis carinii B80, 1497 nucleotides long. RefSeq lists its product as hypothetical. The transcript has 7 exons. Gene Ontology annotation, cellular component: proteasome complex; proteasome regulatory particle, lid subcomplex. The record is from RefSeq and is a predicted model, not a curated record. Gene Ontology annotation, molecular function: enzyme regulator activity. Gene Ontology annotation, biological process: regulation of protein catabolic process; ubiquitin-dependent protein catabolic process. Lineage: Eukaryota; Fungi; Ascomycota; Pneumocystomycetes; Pneumocystales; Pneumocystaceae. The coding region runs from base 47 to 1453 and encodes 468 amino acids.
AAAAUUGUUAAGAAAAGAGCAGGUUAAAAUAGUCUAAAAAGUUAAAAUGGGAGAAGCAACAAAGGGAAAAGUGUAUGAUAAAAUGUCAACAAUAUCAGGAAUUAAAUCAAAUAUAUAUCUUUUGGAGGAGGCGGUAGAGCAAUAUGAGCCAUAUUUGAUAUCAAAAGUUUUACGAGGAACGUUUUUUCUGAGAAAACAUUUAACAGGGGAGAUUCUUAAGGAAAUAAUAAGGAAUGUGUAUAAGGGUAGAGAGAGGACUAGGGAUUAUCUGUUAAAUGUGAUAAAAAUGGAAACGAAUGAGAUGGAAUCGAGUAAUAUAAGGGAAAAAAGUAAAGAAAUAUCAGCGGAAGUUGAUAUAUAUAUACAUUUAAUUAUACAAAUAUAUUUAUUGGAUAUAAAAGAAUAUGAGAAAGGAGCGAUUUUUUCUCAAGAACUUGUUGAAAAGCUUCAAACAGUUAAUCGACGAUCAUUGGAUAAGAUUUCAGCAAAAAUAUAUUUUUAUUAUUCAUAUUUUUGGGAAAUGCAAGGAAAGCUCUCAGAAAUCAGACCGGUUAUUUUAAAAGUUCAAAGAACAGCAACAUUACGUCAUGAUAAUGAGACUACUUCAAUGAUAAUUAUUCUUUUGCUUCGUAAUUAUCUUCAUUAUAAUUUGUAUAAUCAAGCAGAUCGUUUAGUAUCAAAAAUAAGCUUUCCAGAAACAGCGACGAAUAAUCUUAUUGCAAGAUAUUUGUAUUAUUUAGGGAGAAUUAGAGCGAUUCAAUUAGAUUAUACAUCAGCACAUUCUCAUCUUACAAAUGCAAUUCGAAAAGCACCUCAAGGAGCAAAGGCAGCUGGCUUUCUUCAAGCAGCACACAAAUUGAACAUCAUUGUAGACUUAUUAAUGGGUGGUAUUCCUGAAAGAUCUAUUUUUCGGCAACCUAUGCUAGAAAAAGCACUUGUUCCAUAUUUACAGAUCGUUCAAGCUGUAAGAAAAGGCGAUAUUACCCUUUUUACUGAAGCUUUCAAUAAACAUGGCAAUAAAUUUCGUUUAGAUGGUACAUCUAGUCUUAUAUUAAGAUUACGACAAAAUGUACUCAGAACUGGUAUACGAAUGAUGUCAAUCAGUUACUCACGAAUAUCUUUGCGUGAUAUAUGUUUAAAAUUACAUCUAGACUCUGAAGAAUCGGCUGAAUAUAUGGUUGCAAAAGCCAUUCGUGACGGGGUCGUCGAAGCAAGUUUAGAACAUGAAAAAGGAUACAUGCAAAGCAAAAAAAUUCCUGAUAUUUAUUCAACUCAUGAACCACAAAUCGCUUUUCAUGAUCGAAUUCUAUUCUGUUUAAAUCUUCAUUCUUCUAAUAUCAAGGCAAUGCGUUUUCCUAUCAACAUUCACAAACAUGAAAUUGAAAAUGCUGAAUCUGCACGCAAACGUAUCGAAAAUCAAAUCGUUGAUGCUGAAGAUGAUUUUCUUGAUUGAUUAUCUUUUUCACUUUAUUCAUAUUACUACAUACACUCUAUCUC